Musa acuminata AAA Group (dessert banana) is the source of this 1485-nucleotide messenger RNA. RefSeq names its product protein ROOT INITIATION DEFECTIVE 3-like. Gene Ontology annotation, biological process: rRNA processing; DNA-templated DNA replication. The record is from RefSeq and is a predicted model, not a curated record. Gene Ontology annotation, cellular component: nuclear pre-replicative complex. NCBI's taxonomy places the organism in Eukaryota, Viridiplantae, Streptophyta, Magnoliopsida, Zingiberales, Musaceae. The transcript is spliced from 8 exons. The coding region runs from base 1 to 1485 and encodes 494 amino acids. Gene Ontology annotation, molecular function: protein binding.
AUGGUGGACGUGGGUGUUGCAGAGAGGAGGAGGGAGGCAUUGGUGGUGUGCGGUGAGAAGAUGAGUGCCGGAAUAACCAUGUAUGACUUGGAGACAGGGGAGGAACUCAUGAGACUACCCACCUGCGCUUCGCCUCCCCAUGGCCUCCUCUGCCUCGCCGAUCACCACCUCGUCGCGUCCCAGCUGCAGAGACAUCGAUCCUACCGCGGCGGUGCCAUCUUCUUCUGGGCUUUGAACAAGCCCCAGUCACCACAUAGAAGCUAUCCACCUGAGAAUAUUGGGCCAAUUUCCAGCUCCAAGGAUGGCAUUUAUCUUGCUGGUGGAGCUCCUGCUGGGAAUGUAUAUAUAUGGGAGGUUACAAGUGGAAAACUGCUUAAGAUAUGGCCUGCUCAUCAGAAUCCUCUGAGCUGUUUAGCCUUUUCUCACGACGGCACUCUGCUUAUUUCUGCAUCUGAGGAUGGUGUCAUCCAUGUAUGGUCCAUGAUCAGCUUACUGGAUGUUGAAGAUCCUCAAAUUUGUGGAACUUUAUCUUCUGUACACACAUGGUGUGAGCAUCAAUCCUCUGUAACUGGUCUGCUACUAAUGUCUGGAGGCUGUAGCUUAUCAUUGAUAUCAAGCUCCCUUGAUGGCACUUGCAAGGUAUGGGACGUCAUUUCGGGCAGGCUGGUGCAAACUUAUGUGUUCUCUGCUCCUGUGACUGCAAUUGCUUCUGACCCUCAAGAGCAACUUCUGUUUGCCGGAUGUAUGGAUGGCCGAAUUCUUGUUAGUGAACUUAAUCUUGGACUGGAAGAAACGCCCUCAACAAUUUCAGAGGACAGUUCUGGCUUUCUUGGAGGGCAUAAGGAUUGUAUUACCACUUUAUCAUUCAGUCCAGGAGGUAAAUGGUUGAUUUCUGCAUCAAAGGAUGGUGCUGCUUGCAUUUGGGAUGCUAACCUGUGUCAGCUCUUACGAAGAUUCAGCUAUAAGAAGGAUCAGAAUUCAUCUGAAUUAGAUGCGGAAUUUGAUGAAGCAUUUCACCGUGUCUCAGCAGGUUAUAUAACAAACUUGCUGGUGAUCUCACAAUCAAUGCUCUCUGUGGCGAAGAACAAGAGAAGCCAGCUUCGCCCUCAUGUCUCAUUACUGGACAAGUCUCCUCAGCCAAACGCUGCGACAGAGAGAACACGGACCAUUUUACCAGCUUACUGUUCUCAGGAAGAUCACUUCAUUAGCCCUGGAUUCCAAACUUACCGACUAAUGAAGAAGCAAAUUCUUGAGCUUGAGAGGGAGGGAACCCCAGAAGCUUUAGAGAUGAAGGUGGUGGCAGCAGUGGAGAACCGCUUGUGGACUUCCACCGUGACGAAACACAUGAUCACCAUCAACAAGCACUUGCAGACGAGAUUGUUGGACAUGAUUCAGCGCCGGUUGUGCGACAACUCUGAGCUUGCUCAUGCCAGCACUAAGAAAUCAAAGACCAAGGUGCUUGCAGCAGCAUCAGACUCCAAGUAA